Molecule: messenger RNA, 2064 nt
Organism: Theobroma umbraticum
Lineage: Eukaryota; Viridiplantae; Streptophyta; Magnoliopsida; Malvales; Malvaceae
Product: peroxisomal nicotinamide adenine dinucleotide carrier-like
Biological process (GO): transmembrane transport; nucleotide transport
Source: RefSeq, a predicted model, not a curated record
AUGAAAAUGAAGUGUCGGAACUGAGACAGUAGGUAGAGGAUAACGAGGAGAGGAGAGGAGGAAGAAAGAAUGUCCAACGCAAUAGCGAAUGGAGUGGCAGGAGCAGGCGCUGGAAUCGUUGCUCAGAUCAUCACUUAUCCCCUUCAGACGGUGAACACGCGUCAACAAACGGAGAGAAUCGCCAGGUCCAAACCCCCCGCUGCCGCUUCUGGCACUGGCACGCUUCUUCAGAUCCUCCAUGUCCUACGAACUGAAGGCUGGGGAGGACUUUACUCGGGGCUUAAGCCUUCUUUAUUUGGCACUGCUGCUUCACAGGGCAUUUACUACUACUUUUAUCAGCUAUUCAAAAAUAAGGCUGAGGUUAUUGCAAGGGCCCGUAAGCAAAAUGGCCGCGGGGAUGGCACUGUUGGCAUGUUUUCUUGGCUCCUUGUAGCCGCUCUUGCAGGGUCCUUGAACGUAUUGCUAACAAACCCAAUAUGGGUUCUUGUGACCCGUAUGCAGACUCAUAUUCAAGCAGAAAGAAAAAUUGCGGAGUCAAAAAGGGAAGCUCUAUUGAGGGAGGCUUCUGAAAGCAGCUUAAUAGGUUCAAGACUGCAAGAUAAAUUGGCUGAGCUUGAUUCAACAAAGCCUCAUCCUUAUGGAACCAUUCACGCGGCUCGUGAAGUUUAUGCAGAAGCAGGAAUACGUGGAUUCUGGAAAGGAAUCAUCCCAACACUCAUUAUGGUGUGUAAUCCCUCAAUCCAGUUCACGAUAUAUGAGAGCUCAUUAAAGCGUCUGAAGGAAAAACGUGCUGCUAAUAAUAAGCAUGGAUUAAAAAAUGUAACAGCUUUGGAGGUGUUUGCACUAGGAGCCUUGGCAAAACUUGGGGCAACUGUAACAACAUACCCUCUGCUGGUUGUCAAGUCAAGGCUUCAAGCUAAGCAGGAGAUUGGUGGAAAUAUAUCACUGAGAUAUUCAGGUACAGUUGAUGCGAUAAUCAAAAUGAUGAGGUACGAGGGAUUGCGUGGCUUUUACCAGGGGAUGAGCACUAAGAUAGUACAGAGUGUUUUUGCAGCUUCUGUACUUUUCAUGGUCAAGGAGGAGCUUGUCAAAGCUUACAUGUUCCUUAAUCAUAAGAUGUUGAAUAAAUUAAUCAUGUAUUAAGGUAUCUUCUUAAUAUGUUCAUAUGAAAAAUGGUAUUGAUGAAGCUUUCUUGUAAAAGGAGAUCACACAGAUCCUAUGAGGCUGAUAUUUGGCAGCAAGCACUAAUACAACAAAGCUUUUAACUUAAUAAAUACACUACUUAUCAAGCAGUUAGAAGCAAUUGUAACAUUCUAGCUCUUGCCUUGCUAUAUGUUGCUGUUUCUCCUUCCUUGCGCUUCUCACCCUGCAAUGCAAUGUUAGUCAAUCUUGUAUAAAUCAUAUUUCAUUGGCUGAAACCCAAGCUGUUAUUAGAAUCCUCAAAGAACUUUGAAAUGGGACCUAGAGAUAAAAUUACAGGCCUCAAUCCUUUAACCGUGACUUCUGCAAGAUUAAACACAGUCUCAUGCAUCCAUAUUUCAUACUUGUUAUUUUAUGUAUGAAAAAGAAAUGCCCACUCUUCAUGCUUCCUACUCCCAUUUAUGACACAUAAUAUUUGCGAGUGGAUCUCCCGAGGAAAAUGCCUGAGUAGGCCACACGAUAGCUUCUUGUCUAGGGCUUAUACACUUGUUCCAGCACAAAUUAAACUAAAGGAACAUAAAGUGACACAAAAACAAUCAACACUUGAAAUGAUUAAAUCCAAACACUAACCAUAUAAAACAAGUAAGCCUGAUGCUUAAACAAUUACGACCUUUAUUAACUUCACACUCUCGCUAAAUAAACGCACCAUCUUUGACAUCAUCCAAUCACCAUAAUAACACAAUUAAGCAUCAAAUAAUUUGAUCAUUUAUUCUUCUUGCAAAGCAAGAUAUACAAAUCCAAGAGUUAUCAACUCAAAUUUCUCCCUCAUUUUACAAUGUCAACUUUAUUUCGUAAUAGGAAAGAAACAUAUAUCCAGACCCAAAUAAUAUGUUACCGCUGAGCCGUUUGGCUCCCUCCCCACCC